Molecule: messenger RNA, 2976 nt
Organism: Acanthocheilonema viteae
Lineage: Eukaryota; Metazoa; Nematoda; Chromadorea; Rhabditida; Onchocercidae
Source: the annotation of a GenBank genome assembly
AUGCAUCGAUACCAUCGUACCGGACAUAUCAAUAAAUUGGAGAAAGGUUGGACAGCUGGUCCGACUUACAAAGUAAAUGGAGAGAUACCACUUGUAAUUUAUACGUCAAAUUGUUCCAAACUUCGUGUCGCCGUUGCUGAAACACCGGGACCUCUGGUUAAAGGUCUUAUCUCCUUCGUGACAGAAACACUCGAUAACGAUGGUUUGCCUCAUACCUUGGAACAUCUUACUUUUAUGGGCAGUAAAAAAUAUCCGUACAAAGGUAUUCUGGAUUUGAUUGCCAAUCGAUGUAUGGCAUCUGGAACCAAUGCAUUUACUGCUCAAGAUCAUACUGCCUAUGAAUUGAUUACUGUUGGCAGUCAUGGAUUCCUAAAGAUUUUACCAGUUUACUUGGAUCAUCUGUUAUCGCCAACAUUAACGGAUGCUCAGUUUAUGACUGAAGUCCAUCACAUCAAUGGUAAAGGCGAAGAUGCAGGAGUUGUUUACAGUGAAAUGCAAGAGUACGAAUCAGAAAUGAAUAACAUUGUGAGUUGGAAACGAAAAGAGCUAUUUUAUCCUGAGUACAAUCCAUAUCGUGUGGAAACAGGUGGACGUUUGGCUGCUUUACGUACAACGUGUAAUAUGGAAAAGAUAAGGCGAUAUCACCAUGAUUUUUAUCAUAUUAGCAAUAUGCUCGUGACUGUUUGUGGAUCUAUUGACCAUUCGAAAUUGCUGCAUAUUUUAUCAUCAGUCGAGGAAACAUCACAACAGCAAGUACCACAUCUAUUCAACAAGCCAUUCAAGAAUCCCAUGCUGAUGCCCGCUGAACCUCAAGAAAAACAAAUUGUUUGUCCAAGUGAAGACGAAAAACUGGGUACAGUGGAGAUUGCUUGGAUAGGUCCCUCUAAUAAUUUUCAAGAUUUACAACAACUCAGAGUACUUGCACAUUAUUUGGCUGACACUGCUGCUUCUCCAUUGGAACAGGAUUUUGUGCAACUGGAUGAACAGCUGGCAAGUUUCGUACGCUUGUACAUACGUGAACAGUGCAUUAGUGAAAUAGUACUGUUCAACAAAACUUUACCACAAACGUUUGAAAACAGUUUUGACGCAGUACGAAUGACGAAUAUGAUUACACACUUAAUUGACAAAAGUGUUUCAAGGAUGGAAACAGAUUGCCAUAAUUUUGUUUUCGAAGUAAUAUGCAUGCAUCAAAUUUACGGAAAAUAUGAAGAACUUCCAAUGCGAUUAGAUCAUGUUACAGAGUUGCGAAAGAUGUUGUCGCUGCAACCUGAGGAUUGGAUUAGACUAGCGCGUAAGUAUCUGACCAACAAAUGUGUCUGUGUAAUGGGUUUUCCUUCUCGAGAUGAAGUCACCAGAAUCGCUACAACGGAAAAAAAACGAAUUGAGAAACAAUGUAAAAAAUUAGGGAAAGACGGACUUCGGCGAUGUGCCGAAAAAUUAGAAAAAGCGAUACGUGAAACAACGGUCCAAAAACCAUCAUAUGAACUACUUUCCGAAAUGAUGAUACAUGAGCUAGAGAAUUUCACAAUGUUUAAUGUGCAAACAUUACAUGCGCGGACAGGUCAGAAUAAUGAUGAAAUAUUUAAGUUACCAUUGCCAGUCUGUAUACAUAAUGUCGAAACACAUUUUGUUGAGUUUAUGUUGGUUUGGGAUACGAAGCUUAUACCGUUAGAAUUGCGAUUAUGGAUGAUGCUUUACUUUGAAUUGAUGUUUCAGAGUUCGGCUGUUGUGGAUGGUAGAAAAUUAUCGUAUGGUGAAAUAGCAAAGUUGUACACUCGGGAUUUGAUAUCAUAUUGCGGAACUAUUGGUAUUUUAAAUCAUUUUGAGCGGUUUUGCUCACUUACCUUAAAAACUGUUCCCGAACGAUAUGUCACUAUGUUGUCAUGGCUUACGACUUUUGUUAAAGGAAUCACUUUUGAAGCAGAACGUGCGAAAGUAGCUGCUCAAAGCUUGAUAGGUCAAGCUGAUGAAGAAAAGCGAGAUGGGUGUGAAAUGCGAAAUGCUAUUCUUCAUAAUGCCAUAUUCCAUAAAGAUAGCAACGAUUAUAUGUAUGGUUUAGUCCAGUUAGAGGAAUUCCAUAAAAAUGUGCUCAUGUUAACUAAAGAAAAUCCCACCUACGUUGUCGGUAAACUGGAGAAACUACGUGAAGCAUUAAUAAAUGCUCCGAUAAAUGUGCACAUUAUUUGCAACACGGAGAAAAUUAUGCCCUUUUUACCGACUAGUCUUGCAUGGCUUUAUCGUGACCGUAAAUCUAUAUGUGAGCUUUCUACAAGUUUCCGAAAUUUUCCUGGAGAAGCAGUAAUAUAUGAUAAUUUUGGAAAGCAGCGUGUCAUUGCUGUUGCUGCCACUGAAUCAUCUUUUCUUAAACAAUCUAUACCAUUCAAAUAUCAACUGGGUAGCAAAGAAGGAUUAGCUGUGCAACUCAUUGCUCAAUAUUUAUCACAAAUGGAGGGUAUCUUAUUUAAAGCGAUACGUGGAAAUGGCUUAGCAUAUAGCGUAGGCAUUGAUGUAGAUCUGGAUAACCAGCUGCUCAGUUUUGGUAUUUAUCGAAGUGCUCAGCUCGAGCAAGCUUAUGAAAAGGCCAAGGAAGUUGUGUUCAAUGAAUUGGAGCGCGUAGAUGAGAAUGAGUUUGAAGCAGCGAAGCGAAGCUUCAUAUCAGAGAUAAUACAGGCCGAAGAUACGGUAAUUAAUGCUGCACAUCGAGCUGUUUUCAACGAAUUCCGACAAUUGUCACAUCAAUUUUGGCUGGAGUACAUUGAUCGAAUCUGGCAUGCAAAAAUGAGAGAAGUGGUGGAAUGCAGUAGAAAUUUUAUUCUUGAUUUGUUCGACGACAAGAAAUGCUGCCGCGCGAUAGCUGUGCCACACGGAAAAUUGAAAGAUAUUGAGGAACAUUUUAAAGGGAUUGAAGUGAUUCGUAUUUGUUGCGCAGUCUCAUCAUUUUUGGAUUCAGGAUGUAAUGGUUCAGCAGGAGAUUAA